Molecule: messenger RNA, 2409 nt
Organism: Branchiostoma floridae (Florida lancelet)
Lineage: Eukaryota; Metazoa; Chordata; Leptocardii; Amphioxiformes; Branchiostomatidae
Exons: 8
Coding region: 152-1165 (337 amino acids)
Source: RefSeq, a predicted model, not a curated record
AUAAAUGCGUUCCGUUUCGUUGCGUUCGUAAUUUUUUAGGGAAGACGGAAAAGACCAAGACAAGAGGUGUGGCUCUGAACUAUGAACACCUCCUAGCAUCGCUUUGACUGGACUUUCUGCAGUCUGUGCCUUACAGAGAGCCUGAAGCAUCAUGGGAGACGCUAGUAAGUGGGCGUACAUCAUCGGGAUUCCGGUUGGAAUCAUCGCCCUGUUGGUCGUGAUUCUGGUCCCACUCAGCUUCUCCGAUCUACAGUACUAUCAGUAUGGUUUCUUAAAGAGGAAGUCGACAGGAACAGUGAGUCUUGAGAAGGUGUACAGCAGCGGGAGACACUUUGUGGGACCAGACUACGAGUUUAAGGUGUUUCAGGCCGACGCCCACUUUGAGGAGCUCACGAACAUUGCCAUUUUCUCCUUUGAUAAGCUGGAGAUCCAGGUGACGUGUAGGUUCCAAUACUUCCUGCGUAAGGACGACAUGCCGCUGCUUCACGCGACGUACGAUAGGUUCUACCAUCCCGUCAUCAGGACCAGCGCUAUCGACGCCAUCAAGGGCGCCGCGCCCCAGUUCAACACCAGACAGUACAUCGGUGAGAGGAAGCUUGUUGAGGACACGCUGGCAGCUGCUGUCAAACUCCGACUGGGGGGGACCUGCUGUAAACAGGACUGUGCUGACUCAACUGAAGGUUGUGUAUCAGGCUGUAAACCUUACGACACCUGCACUAAAGAGGACAAGGGGCUAUUUGUGGAUGUCAAAUACUUCCAGAUAGGGAGGGUGCUGAUCCCCAAUGAUGUACAGGACAGGUUCCUGCUGUCCCUAACACAGCUACUAGAUGCUGAACAGGAACAGUAUUUGCAAGAUGCCACCAUUGUCAGGAAAGAGACAGAGGCAGAGGUGGAACAGAUCGAAAACGAAGCAAGGGAAAUCUCCCAGAAUGCCACAGCCCAGUCCGGUUUGAUCACGUCGCGCGCCAACGCCCAGGCGGUCGCCGUCGUGGAGGACGCCCGUAACAGCGGCCUGUCGCUGAUCUACGGUCGGCUGAACCUCUCGAGCGCCGACCACAAGGCCUCGUUCAACUACAUCCGUACACUGCGGGACCACGAGAGUGUGUACAUGUCUGUGAACUACAAUACACUCAUAUCUGGGCACACAGCUACGGGAGGGGGGUAGGCAGUGCUGUUUAAGUACAUGUAUGUCACCAAUGGCACUACAAUACAGUAGGUUCCUGACUACAAGCAACUAUCAUAAGCAUUAGCGUACUACAAAUGAAAUAUUUUCUAGAGGUGGGUACCGGUUCAGUGUACUGGUACAAAACCGUUUUUCUUAUUGGACCAGUCCAGAAAAAAUGGACCAGAAAAAAUUCGGUGGACCAGAUGUUGGACCUAUUGGAAAAUGAUUAUUUGAUAAGGCAUGCACACGUUUCGGGGCUUACUGGUUGAGGAAAUUAAUGAGCGAAGUAGAUUAGAGUCUAUAGUCAUUUCUACCAAGUUUUACAGGCAAUAUUACAGAGGCAAUUAAACUUGUAGGAUUUUAAAAUCCCAGUUGGAGUCGAAUACUCCACAAAACAGAUUUCUUCGUUGCAAAAUGGACCACUUUGAGAACCAGGUUCAGGUCCAAACCUGGAAAUGAUCCUCUGAACUGGACAUUAAUUUUCUGUACCCAGGUACCCACACAUUGUAAGUACUAUAAACUUAGGGGCAAAUUUACUAUACUGGAAAAUUGUUUAAUGGCUCCAUAGAAUUAUGGUGAAAAUUUACUUAAGAAAAGGUGUGAAUUUUUUUCUUCAUUUUUGAAAAAAAUAGGAGUGGGCAAUUCUGUGAACUAUUAAUUGUAUUCGUGUGGCCUAAGACAGAUACUUUCUGUGUGUCUUAGAAUUUUAACUUUCACUCAGGUCUUAGAUGUCAGAGAGACAUUUUUAUCAACCAAUAUGUCAAGCCUUAUAACACAGAAGUGGAAAACUUUUUACCAAAAUGUCAGAGAUGGAGAGAUUUUUGAAGAGCAAUAAAUUAAAUGCAUUCCUGUUGUUAAGGCAGACAAAUUCUGCACAUUCAGACAGCUGUAUACACACGUGAUUAGAAAACCAUUUUUUAAAAGAACUGUAAUAACUAUGUGGUAUUCUGCAAUGAGGUAGAAGUUUUUAUGUUAGGACAGAAAUACAUGUAGAUUUGUACGUCCACUUUCAGUAAAAUUGUAACCUGUGACUUAUAUGUCAUGGGGAAUAAGUAAAUAUUAACUAACUUGAGCUCUAAUGGAUUUAUUUGAUGCCUAAGUCAAACAUAGAAUGGAAAUAACUUGCUCAAUAUGGAUUGCAUAUCUACCACACUUAUAAUGAUCUACACUGUACUACACUAAUUGCAUUUAAUUGCAAGUUACGUUGUAACUACUUUUAAAUUAAUAAAAUGUAUUUCUUCUUA